AUGAUAUCAGAUUAAUUACGAUAAGUUCUAUCCAAUAAUACCCCAAACAUUAUAGGUCCACAACUCUCUCGAAAAACUGUUCUUUUAAAAAAAAAGAAUAAGAAAUUAUGCAACAAUACUCUUAAUCAACUACCUCAAAAGUGUAAUUAAGAUGUCUCAUCAAAAGGUGAUAAAUCAUAGAAAACAGAUAAAACUGAGACAAUUACAAUCAAGUCUAAUAGUAAUAUUGGCUCUUAAACCUCGAAUUCUAUCCCUUGUAUUUCUUAGGAUGUAUUUGAUGGCAUUGAAAUUCCUCAUACUGAUCCAAUAUGGUUAGAAAUCAUCCCUUAAGAAUUAUUGCAAGAAACAACAGUUGAAAAAUUAUUAGAAGACAACAAAGAUUACUUUUAUAACUUAUUAGGAUUAUACCUAUAAGAAAGAGCUAUAGGAGAUUUGAAUAUGUCACGCUUUGUUUUACCUUAAAAGUUUUAAACUUAAUAUUCAAAAGAUUUCACUUUAAAAUCUGCAGAUCGAAAAAUAGGAAUUGACUCUAGAAUAUAUGAAGAUUAUAAAUAAUACAGUUCACAAAAUUAAAAUACAACUACUUACAAAUAGUAUUUUUAGAAACCAAUUUCAAAUGAUAUUAUCCAAUCAUUCAAGCCUACUCCAGAACGAAGUGUUCUAGCUUUGGCUGCAUUAACUACAUAUAAAGUGUUAUUUAAUUUUUUAAUCUUUAGGCUAAUCACAUUAACUUUAAAUAACCUGAAAUACCAGAAAUUAUGAAAGCACCAAACAAUUCCACAACAGGUAAAUUGUAAUUAAAUGGAAAUUCAAAUUAUAAUUUAGAUUAUAAAUGGCAUCAAAACUAUGAAAGAUUACCUAAUUUCAAAAAUAGUUAUUCUAAAUUGUAAAAUUAAUAAAUUUAUCAUAGAAAUCCUAUUUCUAAUUCUGAUAUCUUCUUUACUAAAUAGAGAGCAUCUAUUGAUUAUUAUCCAUUGAGUCCAUAACUUAAAGCAACCCAAGUUCUUACAACUCCAUCCUUUUAGGGUUAAUUUAUGACUACAUUUAAACAGUAUCUAAUACAAUAUAAUUUUAUAGUGAUUUUUAAUAAAUUGAUAAAGAAUUAAUGAAUCCAAAAAUGAGAAAUUGGAGAUUAAAUAUGGUUAAUAAAAUUAAUUCAGUUAGGGAAAGAUAAAUUUAAUAAUGA
Molecule: messenger RNA, 1186 nt
Organism: Paramecium pentaurelia
Lineage: Eukaryota; Ciliophora; Oligohymenophorea; Peniculida; Parameciidae
Source: the annotation of a GenBank genome assembly